Messenger RNA from Nycticebus coucang (slow loris), 2417 nucleotides. It is a transcript of the gene MATN4, whose product is annotated as matrilin 4. The record is from RefSeq and is a predicted model, not a curated record. Gene Ontology annotation, molecular function: calcium ion binding. Bases 389 to 2299 code for a protein of 636 amino acids. The transcript has 11 exons. NCBI's taxonomy places the organism in Eukaryota, Metazoa, Chordata, Mammalia, Primates, Lorisidae.
ACGCAUUCCGGCUGCGGAGAGUGUCGCCGCCCAAGUCUCCCGCGGCAACCUAAUUUCGGCUAACGCCUGCGGUUCCUAGGUGGUGGGAACAGGGGGCGCCGGGCUUGCUCCGCCCCGGCCCUCAGAGGAAGGGGGGGUCGCUCCCUGCUAGUGGGAGGGUCGCAGCCCGCGCUCCCCCUCCUCACCCGCCAGCCCCGGAUUAAAUGCGGCCGCCGCCUACGCUCGCUCCAGCUGCCUGGCAAUCCCCACCGAGGGCGCGCUGCCCACGCCGUUACCUGGUCCAAGUGCCUGCGAGGCUCCGCCCGUUGGCUCCGCUCUGCAGCCGCGCCUCUGAGCUGUCCGGCAGGCUCAGGCUCUGACGCCUCCUAUUUCCUGUCGCCUGAGAACCAUGAGAGGCCUUCUUUUCUGGCCACUGCUCAUGUGGCUGCUCCUUCUCCAGCUCUGGGAAACUCAGCUCCAGGUGGCAGCAGGUACCAGGUGCCACACUGGACCCCUGGAUUUGGUGUUCGUGAUUGACAGCUCCCGCAGCGUACGCCCAUUCGAGUUUGAGACGAUGAGGCAGUUCCUGGUGGGCCUCCUCCGUGGCUUGAACGUGGGGCCUAAUGCCACGCGCGUCGGCGUGAUCCAGUAUUCGAGUCAAGUGCAAAGCGUCUUCCCACUCGGCGCCUUCUCGCGCGCUGAGGACAUGGAGCGUGCCAUUCGUGCUCUGGUGCCGCUGGCUCAGGGCACCAUGACUGGGCUGGCAAUCCAGUACGCCAUGAACGUGGCCUUCAGUGUGGCGGAGGGCGCGCGCCCCCUAGAGGAGCGCGUGCCGCGCGUUGCUGUCAUCGUGACAGAUGGGCGGCCCCAGGAUCGCGUGGCUGAGGUGGCAGCUCAGGCGCGCGCUCGCGGCAUUGAAAUUUACGCUGUGGGGGUGCAGCGAGCAGAUGUGGAUUCCCUGCGCGCCAUGGCGUCGCACCCGCUAGACCAGCACGUCUUCCUAGUUGAGUCCUUCGACCUAAUUCAGGAGUUUGGCCUGCAGUUCCAGGGCCGGCUGUGUGGGAAGGACCAGUGUGCUGAGGGGGAACACAACUGCCAGCACCAAUGUGUCAACGCCCGGGGCACAUUCCACUGCGCCUGCAACUCUGGCUACAAGCUAGCGCCAGAUAACAAAAGCUGUUUGGCCAUUGAUCUGUGCGCUGAAGGGACCCAUGGAUGUGAGCACCACUGUGUCAAUUCCCCGGGUUCCUAUUUCUGUCACUGCCAUGCUGGCUUUGUACUCCAGCAGGACCAGAAGAGCUGCAGGGCCAUUGACCACUGCAGCUUCAGGAACCACAGCUGUCAGCACGAGUGUGUCAGCACCAUUGCUGGGCCACAGUGCCGCUGCAGAGAGGGCUACCACUUGCUGCCUGAUGGGAGAAGCUGCCAGGUCCGGGACCUAUGCAACGGCGUGGACCAUGGCUGCGAGUUCCAGUGUGUGAGUGAGGGCUUCUCAUAUCGCUGCCUGUGCCCUGAGGGGCGGCAACUUCAGGCAGAUGGCAAGAGCUGUAACCUUCUGGAGGCUGGGGAGUCCAAGACCAAGGUGCCAGCAGAUUCAGUGUCUGGAUGCCGAGAAGGCCACGUGGACCUAGUUCUGCUGGUCGAUGGCUCCAAGAGCGUGCGCCCGCAGAACUUCGAGCUGGUGAAGCGCUUCGUGAACCAGAUCGUAGACUUCCUGGAUGUGUCCCCCGAGGGCACGCGUGUGGGCCUGGUGCAGUUCUCGAGCCGUGUGCGCACCGAGUUCCCUCUGGGCCGCUACGGCACCGCAGCCGAGGUGAAGCAGGCGGUCCUCGCCGUGGAGUACAUGGAGCGUGGCACCAUGACAGGCCUGGCGCUGCGGCACAUGGUGGAGCACAGCUUCUCUGAGGCACAGGGAGCGCGGCCUCGCGCGCUCAAUGUGCCUCGGGUGGGCUUGGUCUUCACCGAUGGCCGCUCCCAAGAUGACAUCUCGGUGUGGGCAGCGCGUGCCAAGGACGAAGGCAUUGUCAUGUACGCCGUGGGCGUGGGCAAGGCGGUGGAGGAGGAGCUGCGGGAGAUCGCCUCCGAGCCCGCGGAACUGCACGUGUCCUACACCCCGGACUUCAACACCAUGACGCACCUGCUGGAGAACCUCAGAGGCAGCAUCUGCCCGGAAGAGGGCAUCGGCGCGGGGACAGAGCUCCGGAGUCCGUGCGAAUGCGAAAGCCUCGUGGAAUUCCAGGGGCGCACGCUGGGGGCGCUCGAGAGCCUGACGCAGAACCAUAUCCUUUGCGGAGUGGGGAGGGGGCCGGAGGGAGAGUGAAGGGACCCCGGAGAACCCCAAAGGCUUUCUUAACGGUUCACUGGCCCAGCUGACGGAGCGCCUUGAAGAGCUGGAGAAUCAGUUAGCCAACCAGAAGUGAGGGCCACUGGUGACCGAA